Messenger RNA from Xenopus laevis (African clawed frog), 1097 nucleotides. It is a transcript of the gene c4h11orf58.S, whose product is annotated as chromosome 11 open reading frame 58 S homeolog. NCBI's taxonomy places the organism in Eukaryota, Metazoa, Chordata, Amphibia, Anura, Pipidae. The record is from RefSeq and is marked provisional.
GAUAUUUUCCUCAAAACUAUAGCAUUGCAGUUUGGCGAAAUCGCUGAGAACCGGAGAAAUGAGUGCGAGGGAGGAGAGGUACCAGCGGGGGAGCAAGAGACCCGCAGCCAGGAGGGAGAAUGAGUCUGAUAAUGGCAGCUGGGAACAAGCUGACCUGGGGAAUGAAGAAAGGAAGCAGAAAUUCCUGCGGCUGAUGGGAGCUGGGAAGAAAGAACACACUGGGCGUCUGGUGAUCGGUGACCAUAAAUCCACAUCGCAUUUCCGGUCAGGGGUAGAGGAUAAGAAAAUAAGUGAUCAGCUUGAGCACCAGUAUCAACAGAGCAUGGACAGCUCCAUGUCGGGGAGGAACCGGAGACACUGUGGCCUCGGAUUUAGUGAGAGUGAAACCACACAAGAGAAAGCCCCACCGCCCCCUCCUGAGCACCCUCCUGAAAGAGAGAGCGAGUCCGAGUCCAGCAAUGAGGUCUCUAGUGAGGAGGAGAGUGAGAGCGAGUCAGUUUCAGAGGAGGAGACCGCUGCAGACAAACAGAAGCCGACAAAACCAAAUGAAAAGGACAGUUUUCCAGACAGCAGAGAUGGCAAGAGCAACUACAAAAUGCUGUUUGUCAAGUCAACCGGCUCCUAAUGUGAUGUUCUACAGGAAGGAGUUAAUCCCAGGAUCAUGGGUCAAGCCAGUGUGUGUCUACAGAGAUCACCUGCACCUUCAUCAAAGCCAAACUCCUUUCACUCCUCCACUCAGUCCAUCAGUCGGUCAGUUUUAAAGGAGAGCGAAUAUCAAAGUGACCUGGAAAAAAAGCUGAAACAUCAGUGGUUGCAGUAGCACAACACUCGCCUCUCUGUGAUGCCAGAACUGGGAUAUUUCAAUUUUUAUGUUUAGUCAACAUUUAAACCUUUUCAGUACAGGAUGGGCUGAGCAUUCUAUUGGAGUAAAAUGCUUGUAUUUACCCCUUUGUGCUGAAGGGGUUAAGUGAUGUCAAGAAUAGUAUUUGGGUGAUGAUAAUCUCAUUAAGAAUCCUUCUGUGUCAAGUAAACAGACUUCGUACGUGUAUUUUUUGACAUCCUUGUAAGUUGUGAAAAAAUACCUAUUUUUUUAAAAA